This is a messenger RNA of Manis javanica (Malayan pangolin), 2338 nucleotides long. RefSeq names its product carbonic anhydrase 10 (gene CA10). The record is from RefSeq and is a predicted model, not a curated record. Gene Ontology annotation, molecular function: zinc ion binding; carbonate dehydratase activity. Gene Ontology annotation, biological process: one-carbon metabolic process. Lineage: Eukaryota; Metazoa; Chordata; Mammalia; Pholidota; Manidae.
GCCGUGUCGGGCUGUCCCCUGCCCCCCUGUUUUCCCGUCGAGUGAUGCACUUGGAAUGAGAAUCAGAGGAUGGAAAUAGUCUGGGAGGUGCUUUUUCUUCUUCAAGCCAAUUUCAUCGUCUGCAUAUCAGCUCAACAGAAUUCACCAAAAAUCCAUGAAGGCUGGUGGGCGUACAAGGAGGUGGUCCAGGGAAGCUUUGUUCCAGUUCCUUCUUUCUGGGGAUUGGUGAACUCAGCUUGGAAUCUUUGCUCCGUGGGGAAACGACAGUCGCCAGUCAACAUAGAAACCAGCCAUAUGAUCUUCGACCCCUUUCUGACGCCCCUUCGCAUCAACACUGGGGGCAGGAAGGUCAGUGGGACCAUGUACAACACUGGGAGACACGUGUCCCUGCGCCUGGACAAGGAGCACUUGGUCAACAUAUCAGGAGGGCCCAUGACAUACAGCCACCGGCUGGAGGAGAUCCGGCUACACUUCGGGAGUGAGGACAGCCAGGGAUCGGAGCACCUCCUCAACGGACAGGCCUUCUCUGGGGAGGUACAACUCAUCCACUAUAACCAUGAGUUAUAUACAAAUGUCACAGAAGCUGCAAAGAGCCCAAACGGAUUGGUGGUAGUUUCUAUAUUUAUAAAAGUUUCUGAUUCAUCAAACCCAUUUCUCAAUCGAAUGCUCAACAGAGAUACUAUCACAAGAAUAACAUAUAAAAAUGAUGCGUAUUUACUACAGGGACUUAAUAUAGAGGAACUGUAUCCAGAAACCUCUAGUUUCAUUACUUAUGACGGGUCGAUGACUAUCCCUCCCUGCUAUGAGACGGCAAGUUGGAUAAUAAUGAACAAACCUGUCUAUAUAACCAGGAUGCAGAUGCAUUCCUUACGCCUGCUCAGCCAGAAUCAGCCAUCUCAGAUCUUCCUGAGCAUGAGUGACAACUUCAGGCCUGUCCAGCCACUCAACAACCGCUGUAUCCGUACCAACAUCAACUUCAGUUUACAGGGGAAGGACUGUCCAAACAACCGGGCCCAGAAGCUUCAGUACAGAGUAAAUGAAUGGCUCCUCAAGUAGGGAACUAGGCCAAGAAGAAUCCCACCUCAGUGAAAUGCUACAACUGUGAAUUGACAUAACCUAGAAUGUCCCCUUCUUUCUUCUCUCUCCUUCCCUCCCUCAAGCCUCAUUCACUCUUCCAAUUGGCCCCUUUCUUCAUGAAAGUGUCUGCAAAACCGUGGCAGAGAAACACAUCUCUCGCACACACUCAACUCACACACACACACACACACACACACACACACACACAAGCACACAUACACACAACAUGUCUACGCACGUACACACUCAACAUGGCCUCCAAGAUGGAAAGUCAAGUCUCAGAAACAAAAGGCUUACUCCUAAAAGGUCUUAGAGGAAAAUAACCAGUUAACCUGAUUACAAUUUUGAUACUGUUCUCCUGAACUAAUAAAUCUCCCCAGUGAGAUUUUCAGCCUUUGUACAUACAAAAUUCUUCCAAAAGAGAGAGAGAAGAGAAACACAGCUCUGACGACAUCAAGCAGACUUCAUUCUUGGCACCAAGCAAUCCCAGACAUUGUCCUAGGAUCCUCUGAGGCUGCCGGUGACAGGUGAAACAGGACAAAGUUGGCCAAGGACCCUUAUUUCUAGAUGAUGAUUCUUCUGUUUACUCAAAAAUUUAAAAAGGAAAGGACAGACAUUGAAGAGAUACACAUUGUAUAUACAUCACCGCAGACUAUAAAAAAAUGGAAUUAUUUCCCCUCUUUGUCACAUAUCUGUAGUAGGAUUCGCCAAGACCAGAAUUGAUCCAUUUGCCAUUUCUUGUUUUCCGAAGGUCAUACAUUGUGUUUGGUUAUUAGUUAACAGCUCAAUAAAUGUGUUUAAUGAGUUAAUUUCAUUUUUCUGGCUUUGGUCUGUUCUUCCUUACAGGCUAACCCCUGGCUCCAUGCCACUGCAUUCUUUGAUUUCACUUGUUCCUGCAUCUACAUGUUUUGCUCAUUUGCAGCCAGUCUUUACUGAGUUUGUGGCAAUCAGGAAUGCAUUUGCUAAGCAAGUAGAACUUUAAUUCCACCCCAUGGCUCUAUCAUUCAUACAAGGUGAGCUUCAGCCUGAGAUAGCAGGCCACAGAUUUCUUGCAUUUCAAAACUGCCAUUCCCCCCACACCAUGAUGCUCCCUUGAAGGAAUGCACUUUGCCUUGUAAGUUCCUGGGAAGGGGUGUCUUUUCUCUCCAGGUGCAGCCGGAUCUCACGAAGUACAAACGAAUGCCUUUCUUUCCUUGUUUAUAAUGGUCAUUCACUGUGUUUGGUUACUGUCAAGAAAUCAAUAAAUGUGUUUAACAAGUUA